AUGUCGAUAGCUACUUCUAUCGGUUAUUGCACUCUCUUUCUCUGUCUUUUCAUGCAUUCAUUUUCAUAUGCUAAUGUUCAUGCAACUUCAUCAUCAUCAUCAUCAUCAGAUGAACUUUGUGACCUAACUCCUCAUUCAGCAUUCUGUCGUUCUCAAGAACCUUCAAACAAGCCCACCAACAUCCACGAUUUCGGGAGGUCAACCGUUCAAAAAGCCUUAACAGCAUCCAUCGCAUUGCGCAACUCAAUCAAUCGUUACUUGAAUUCGGCAAUCUCCUCCAAAACCAUAACUUUUGCCCUCCAAGAUUGCCAAUACCUCCUCAACAAAAAUGUCGACUUGCUAUCGAGCAUUGCUCAAACUCUCAAGGACAAAGAUAUCCUUGAGAUGCCACAAUACAAGGAUUUAGAAACACAGUUCAGCGCAACCAUAACCGGUAAACAGACUUGUAUCGAAGGCCUAAUCUUCGCGGCUUCAUCGUCAUCUUCCAUUGUGAAAGACAUUUCACCUCCCCUUUCUAAUGGCUCCAUGCUUUGUAGCAUUUCUCUUGCAUUCUUCAAGCAUGGAUGGGCCCCUCCGGGUACCAAAUCCAGGUCACUUGAAGAAUCAUUCCCUCUUUCCUCGUCGUCAUCUUUCCACAGGAAGCUUCUGCAACUAAACGGUGUUAAAAUUAUCAAAAGGGUAACAGUGAAUCCUGAUGGAAGUGGUAAUUACACAACCAUUAGUGAUGCAGUUGCUGCAGCACCAACCAAUAUUCAAUAUGGGCAAGGAUAUUACUUGAUUCGGGUUGCUGCCGGAGUAUAUCAAGAGUAUGUCACCGUUGAUACCAACAAGAUGUAUUUGAUGAUGGUUGGUGAUGGAAUCAACAAAACCAUCAUCACUGGGAAUCACAGUGUUGAUGAUGGAUGGACAACUUUCAACUCUGCCACAUUUGUUACAAAUGGACAAGGCUUCAUAGGAGUGGGUCUCACAAUCCGCAACACAGCGGGAGCCAUAAAACACCAAGCCGUAGCCCUUAGAAACGACGCCGAUUUUUCUGUAUUUUAUCAAUGCAGUUUCGAAGGGUAUCAGGACACACUGUACACCCACGCAAUGAGGCAGUUCUACAGGGAAUGUGACGUUUAUGGUACCAUAGAUUACAUAUUUGGAAAUGCAGCUGUGGUUUUACAACAUUGUAACAUAUACUCAAGACUCCCACUUAAAGGCCAAUUCAACACGGUUACUGCCCAAGGCAAAACCGACAUAAACCAAAACACCGGCACCACGAUUCAUGAUUGUAACAUCAAGGCCUCGCCUGACUUGGCGUCGAACAACGCUUACGCGGUACAAACGUAUCUGGGCCGGCCUUGGAAAACGUAUGCCACAACUAUUGUUAUGGAAUCGUACCUGGAUAACCUGAUUAAUCCUGCGGGUUGGUCCAUCUGGACCGGUAAUCAGUCGUUGGAUACGUGUUAUUAUGCCGAGUAUAACAACACGGGUCCUGGAUCGAGUACCGCGAAUCGGGUUACUUGGCUCGGGUAUCAUCCCAUCACUGAUGGAGCUAAUGUUCUUAAUGUCACGGUCUCUGCUCUCGCAUUUGGAGACUUUUGGUUGCCCUCUACAACGGUUCCUUAUACCAGCAACUUACUGUAUUAUCCUUAAAAAAAAUCCCUUUCAUCCAUAAUGCAUAUAAUGGCAUUUUUCUUUCUUUUUAACUUUUUUUGUUGUUGUUGUUGUUUGUUUCGAUGACAUUCUUAAAGGACUGAGAUUGUUGAAAUGGUUCUUUUGUAACUUUAUUAGUGAUGAUUGAUUAAUGCAAG
Molecule: messenger RNA, 1796 nt
Organism: Oldenlandia corymbosa var. corymbosa
Lineage: Eukaryota; Viridiplantae; Streptophyta; Magnoliopsida; Gentianales; Rubiaceae
Source: the annotation of a GenBank genome assembly